AAGCAUCUGAGAGCGGAUUGGAAACAGGAAGAGGACUGACUAGAGGGGGGAGAAAAGACAUGGUGGAGAGGAUCGGGUGAGACAAGGUGGUGAGGAGUGAAAGGAGAGGAAAGGGGGUGCAGAAGGGGGGUGUGGACCCUAAGGAAGACAAAUAGGAGAUAGUGGAGGGGCGAGCAUGUCUAUUUAAAGGCAGCUGGACCGGUCUACUCUAUUUGCUGUUUUGGAUUGACUGACUGACUGACUGACUGACUGACUGACUGACUGACUGACUGACUGACUGACUGACUGACUGACUGACUGACUGACUGACUGACUGACUGACUGACUGACUGACUGACUGACUGACUGACUGACUGACUGACUGACUGACUGACUGACUGACUGACUGACUGACUGACUGACUGACUGACUGAGAGCCCAUCUCCUCUUUUUCACUGCAAGGGUUGAAGUGGAGGGAUUCUCGAACACAGACGGACUGGCUGCAUGUAUCACCCGGCAGAGCUGUACUUGGGCCGUAAAACAUGGCACCCCUUUCCAGAUGGAGGACCAAACCGAGGACAAUGGGCCUCGGUAAACAGUUGGCCUUGGAGCCAAACACAAAGAUGCAGUGGAGGACGCUUUCCAUCCGAUCAUCCCACCUCACCGUCAAGUCGUCAAUGUAACAGGGGGGAACGAACACUUGACUAUGCCCAAGACAAGGGUUCCUCCAAGGGGCACAGGCCGUCUCUACAUGCUUGGGAUGGUAAAGAACAACCAUUUGAAGGCCAGAACUGGCAUCACAACUCUGUGCGCUCAUUCCACAACCGAACUGGCACCAACAAUGGUUAUCUAACAAGACCAGGACAACGCUACUCAAACUGGGACAGCAAUGUCAGCAACUCUUUGCAUGGGAGUCCUCGCCUGCACCGUAACAACAGAGAGCUUCAGCCCCCACCAGAAAGAUGGGCUCCCUCAGACUUUCGCAGGACUUUCCCUGGUCGAAUGAUUCGUGACAGACCAGGGCCUUGGAAACGGCCAGCUUCUCACCAGCGUCCAGACCAAAUGCACCAGCAUAGUUCAACCCCACAACACCCUAAAUCAACAAGGGAAGAAUGUCCAGCCAAGAGGAGCCGGGACUCGGGUCCUGAUCAGUCAUCUCAUCCUGGAUCAAGGCAUUUAGUUGCCUAUCCACCAUCCCCACCUCGCCACCACCGUUGUAAGCAAGAUAACUGGAAGCCCCUUCAUGUCAGGGCAGGUCCGAGCCGCCCCUCUGACCACAGGACCUCAACAACACAGCAACAGGAGACCUCGAAAUCACGCGCUGGAGGACAAAGUUUUUGCAACCGUGACUUAACAGUCGAAAACCAGGCUUGCAGCAGCAAGGCUUCACAUCUAGGAAACGGUUAUCGGAAAAUUUCUUCACCAGCAGAACACACCCGUGUGCCUUACAGCCAGCAAAAUCCUCAUCACCACCAACAGCGGCACACUCACCACCUCGGAGCUGAACAGCACAAACCUCUGACGCACCGCCUUGAGAAGGAAGAGGAGGACUCGAGGAGUUAUCUCCGCAAGCAAAGCACAGACAUUGAGCGUAACACAAGAGGCAUUUCAAGAGAGCCAGCCAUCUUCAGGUCUCCUGCAGAAGAGUCUCCUACCUACUACUCCAUUCAUUGGAAAGAUUCCGCUCACAGUCGACGCGUUAGCCCACCGUUGCACAAAACAGCUCAUAGCAGUCAGCAAUGUAGCCCUGGCCUCGGUGGGCAAUCAAAAGUCCAGGGAAGUCCCACUCCCAAAUCAAGGCUCUGCUCAACCUCCAUUCCAUCACAUACAUCUCCGGCCGGUCCAAAAUCCAGGUUUUCAGAUGUCAAAUACAAGAGGACCUCACAGCUUCUCUGCUUGUCUCCCCACAGCAGCUCAAGAAUAAACAAGCUAGAAAAGGAGUCUGAAGUCCCAAGAACCAUCCAAUGCAUACAAAACGAGAAACUGAUGAAAAGGGAGAGAAGGGAAGAUGUCACAAAGGCAAACACAAAAGCCGAAGACCGAAAGAAACGCAAGAAAAAAGAACGAAAAUUAGGUGAGAAAAAAAAGAAAAGGCAUAAGGCGGCGAGGAAAGAAAUGAAAAUAUCCCCGAAAGCUCAAAAGACAGAGAAGGAAACUUGCGGCUCCUCUCUUAUUUGUAACUCUUCAGUGGAGGAGCGUCUUUGCGCUGGUCCUUCUUUUCCUACUCCUCCGCAACCUUUGGUCCCAAAUAAGCAAGAAAACUUACUCCUCACAAAAGCCAGCUCCAGCCCGACCACUUCUUCAUCACAAUCAGAAGGAGCACUAAAAGCAAAACCGAAAGACGCUCUAUUGUCGCUUUUUUGUCAAGCCCUAGAACCUCUCAGGGCAGCAUCUUCUGCGAGUGUUGAGCCGUCAGGGCAAGGUGGUCUUCUCCAUGCUCCAGAUCUCCAGCCUGUGGCUGUGAUUGGACAAGGAGAAGUGGGAGACAACCUUGCUAACACUCCUCCUGUACUCAGCUGGCAGGGCUCACCAGUGUCCGAUGUUGCAGAGGAUGAAGACGAGCUCGAAAAGCCCCAACCCAGCCCCACUGUGUGUUUUUCCCCUCCGCCUGUUGAAGACGAGAAUAUUCACAGUGUGUUUAAGGAGUCUGUUGAAGGUAAACUGGCGGAUUGUUCAGAAGCCCGUGAUCCACAAAGUUCAAAUCAUUUACUUGAAGAUGAAAAGAAGAAAGAAAUUCCAGAAAAAUCAACGUCUCCCCAGCAUGAGCUUCACCAUAAAGCAGGUCUGGAUGAUGUCUUCAAGAGCCUGGCCACUUUUCUCAGUGGCCAGAGGACUGCAUGUCGAGGAGGUCCCUUUGGGGGUUCUCCUGCUUUGACCGCCAACGGGGUUAAGGUUGCUUCUUCUCUUGCGCUGGGACCAGAUAUGAAAUGUCACCAGGAGCAAGAUUCUGCCCUCAUGUCACCUCCAGCAUCCUCCUCAGAAACCAAUCAUCAGCCUGAUUCACAUUUCCAAAAGACAGUUGAGUGCGAGCCCAUCACAGAAACCUCCACAAGCAAACGAGAGGAGCCUGAUGUUGAUAUUAAAGAGAAACGAGAGGCUGAGAAUGAAGACAGCCAAACCGAAAAUGACGUCUCUCUUUUGGACCACUCACUGAGUGCAGAGCUGAGAGUGACCACCACUCACAGCACCUCUUUGAACCAUCUCCUUGUCUCAAACAAAGAUAAGAGACCAAAGAGCAAGGAGAGAGAUCACCAGGUCCGGCCCAAAGUUAAGACAAAGAAAGAGAAAAGCCGCAAAUAUACAAACAGACAACACAAAUCAAAAAUCACAAAUCCCAUCAAAGAUGUGCCCAAAAAGAGAGUGAAACAUGAAAAAGCUAAAGGAAACAUCAUAAAGUUUAAAGACGGUGUCAGUGCGCUUGGAACUGCCGUAUCAUCAUCGACAUCAUCUGAUAUGAAAAGAUCAAGCUUGUUGGCAACUAAAUUAUGCACCGCUACACCAUCUCCCGUUGACCCACUCAAGCGCAAAAUGUUGUCAAUGGGCUUUACUAAGGAGCUGAAGGUCCUUUUGGUGAAAAUGAAAACCGAUGGUACACACUCGUUUAACACAGCAGAAGCCGAAGAGCAAAAAAUCCCACUUUGUCAGAUCAACAUCCAAAACACAGGUGCCCAGGUUGUGAGAGCUUGCAAGAGGGCAAAGGUUAAGGAGAAAUUUAAGGAGUCAUACUUGCUUCCUUCCCUUUCCGUGAAACCUAAACUUUCCAUCCAGAUUCCCAUACCUCGAGAAAAGCUCAACCCUCCAACACCAAGCAUUUAUUUGGAGAGCAGGAGGGACGCCUUCUCACCAGUCCUGCUUCAAUUCUGCACCAAUCCCAAAAAUGCGGUUACUGUCAUCAGAGGCCUCGCUGGCUCUCUCCGCCUCAACCUUGGCUUGUUUUCCACCAAAUCUCUGGUGGAGGCCAAUGCAGAGCAUGCUGUCGAGUUGAGGACUCAGGUUCAGCAGCCCGCUGAUCAGAACUGGGAUUCCCGUGGUUCCACUCAGACGUGGCCCUGUGAGAGCAGCCGCUCACACACCACCAUUGCCAAAUACGCUCAGUACCAGGCCUCCAGCUUCCAGGAGAGCCUGCAGGAGGAGAAGGAGGGUGAGAACGACGAGGAAGAAGAGCAAGCUGACUCCACAAAUGCGGCAUCCACCGCUAAAGGAUGCGUGACAUCGGCAGCCAGCCGUAAAGGCAGCCCGGCCUCGACUGACAUAAAAGCCGCUCCUGCACUCCCCUCCGGCAAAAACGCCACUGGCAACACACCCAGCUCGGAAUUAAAGUCGGUUGGCAAGAUAAUCAAAUUUGGGACCAACAUAGAUCUUUCAGAUCCAAAACGGUGGAAACCUCAGCUGCAGGAGCUGCUCAAGUUGCCAGCGUUCAUGCGAGUGGAGUCUGUCAACAACAUGCUCAGUCAUGUCGGUCACACAAUCUUAGGCAUGAACACCGUCCAGCUCUACAUGAAAGUUCCCGGCAGUCGGACUCCAGGUCACCAGGAGAACAACAACUUCUGCUCAGUCAACAUUAAUAUUGGACCAGGUGACUGUGAGUGGUUUGCUGUCCAUGAGCACUACUGGGAGGCUAUCAACACGUUCUGCGAGAAGCAUGGGGUAGACUACCUCACAGGGUCCUGGUGGCCAGUUCUGGAAGACCUCUACAGCUCUAACAUCCCCGUGUACCGAUUCAUUCAGAGGCCAGGUGACCUAGUGUGGAUUAAUGCAGGGACGGUGCACUGGGUCCAAGCAGUGGGAUGGUGCAACAACAUCGCCUGGAAUGUGGGACCCUUAAACGCGUACCAAUAUCAACUCGCGCUGGAGCGAUAUGAAUGGAAUGAAGAGAAGAAGGUGAAGUCAAUUGUUCCAAUGAUCCACGUUUCCUGGAAUGUGGCUCGUACCAUCAAAAUCACAGAUGAGGACACCUUCAAGAUGAUUAAACACUGCCUCCUACAGUCCAUCAAGCACAUCCAGAUUUUGAGGGAGCAAUUGGUGGCUUCAGGAAAGAAAAUCUGUUAUCAGAGUCGUUUGAAGGAAGAGCCGGCUUACUACUGCAACGAGUGUGACUUGGAGGUGUUCAACAUGCUGUUCGUGACCAGUGAACACAGCACUAAGAAGACCUACGUGGUGCACUGUGAGGACUGCGCCCGAGCCAAGAGCCCGACGUUGACGGGAGUGGUGGUUCUGGAACAGUAUCUGACAGAAGAGUUGAUAAAAACUUAUGACGGCGUCACACUGGCUCCAUCACCUUUAGCAAAGUGAAGAUGUCGCCAUGGCGUCUUUUCAGCCAUAACCAAAACCGAGGGCAGCACAAACUGUUCCCGCAAGCACGUUGUGAAUCAGCCAAUCAACGUUUACUCUGUCGUUUACAUCACACAAUAAGGUAAUAGCUACUCAGCCGAUCCAAGUACAGCUCGCUGUCUUCCCCAAACCAGCUGCAGAUUGGACUUGAGCAUUGAAAUAGAAUGACUAGAAUGGUAAUUACCAUGGAAGGAAAAAAAUAAUGGUGAGCACCGCUAGCACUGAAAAUCAGGUUAUAUACUACAUUCAACGGACUCUGCUGUGAUUCGAAAGCGUCAAGUAGCCAAUUUUAUGUCUCAAUUCAGGUACUUUUAUGCAAAUUCCGUUUUUUACACCAAUCUAGUUAUUCUAUAUGUCCAUGAAUUUGCUGUGAUUCUAUUGUACCAGCAGGGGAAACCGCUUCACGCAGGAGGGGUAGCUGAUUGUCACAUUUUGUCACACCAUAUUGAUAUUGAUCCCAGUUUGUGUUGAGCUUCAGGUAAACUUGACCAUGUUCCUCAUACCUGUAAACUCACUGAGGUGCUAUUUACGCCAGUCUUAUUUAUUAUUGUCAGAUUAGUUAAAAAAAAAAAAAAAUCUACCAGCCUGAAAGUACACCACAUUGGCCUUGUCUUAUGAGAAGUUGUAAUUGGAAGCUAUGCCAAUUUGUUUUUGUUCAGCUCAAAAGAAAAAAAAAUUCUCUAAAAUACGGGUUUGUUAGAGAACUAAAGUCGCUUCGUUCUUAGUCGUUGAUCAAACAGUCAGUAUCAUCUAUGAUACACCUAAAAGUAAAUGUGGCGUGGAUUUUCUAUUUUAAUUGUUUGUUAUGGGAACAGAAUCCCCAUUUUAUACCUCUUUGUGUUUUUGGAUGACAUGAACAUUAAUAACUGUACAUUGUGAAUGACUGUAUGGGAUAAGAAGUGGAGUGCAUAGAUGAAGAACAGCAGGAAUCACCAAUUUUGUUUCUUCCGGUGACUGAAACAAGAAGGCUACCCGUGAGAGUACAGAACUUCACUUAUGCUUCUCUUGCAUACAUGUCCACUAAUUACACCAGCAAACAACACAGGAUAUGUAACAAGAAGUAAGGUCAACUUGAAGUGUCAUUGUGUUUCUCAGAAAGCAAAUUUUCCGCUCUCUGUAGAUCACAAAUUUCAAUCAGUGUUCUAGUUUUGUACUCUUUUGAUACUAUAUGACAGACCACUGAACUUGGUCCAAGGUUUACUGGUUGCAAUUUUAAGACAUUUACUUUCCGAGUAAUAGUUUUGCAGAUUGCAUCUGAUAAUGAUUCUUUUUAAAUUUCAUGAAGUCUCCAACGUGGAGCCUACCAGAUUUUGGUCCACUUGUGAUUUUCUCACCACUGUUAUAAUUGUUGACUUUUUCAAGGACUACGAAAUACUGUAUAAUGUGAUCAAACUUAAAACGUCUUCUUAAGUUAAGUACAAAUUUAAAUUGCUCGAGGUUUUAUUCCUUUAUCUGCAUCACAAAAUAACGUAAAAAUUCAAGUAUGGUUUACUCCCUGCUAUUAUUCCCCUAUGCACACCAUAUCAUGUACAUAAUAUUUUCUAGUUUACUUGACUUAAAUAGUUCUCUUGAAUCUAAUUUGUAAAUGGUCAAAUUUGUCAUCCUCAGUCUCUUGUUUUUGUUGCUGUUGGAGGGGGGGGGGGGGGGUUGAAAUGUUGAACUUUCCUAUCUCACUCACGUUUUAAUUACUGCACUGGGAAUUUCUUCUUACUUUUAUACCUCUUUUUGUUAACAGGAUUGCUUUUGGGGAGGGUGCAAGAAAAAAAAUGUAAAUUGUGACAUUAUUUAUACUGUACAUGGAACAUGGUUUUCUGAAAUAUUUAUUGCAUAUCAAAUGGUACUCUUUGAUGGGGCUACAAGGUAUUUUCAAGAUGAUGGUGAGAGACGGUGGCUUGGAGAAGUGCAUGGAGGGGGUCAGUGUAAUCCCCUUGGUGCUACACCCCUCUGUGCCCCCUUUCCUGUCACAACACAAUGAUGAUGAAUAAGCAGCGAUACAACUCAAGCCAACCUGCUGGUGCUUCGAAACAUUUCAACAGUUUACUGUAACGCAAAUCAAAUAUUUGUACUGUAUUGAACUCCAAUACUAAUAUUGUUUUGUUUACUUUUUCAAUUCUGUGAACUUCAUAAUCUCGUGUGGCUAUACUGGUGACUUUAUGAGCAUUAUUAGCUGUAGUUGUAACUCUUGAGACAUUUUCAGAGACUUAUUGGGAUGUGAAUUUUAAUGGCCAAGGUUUUGUUUUCUGUGUGUGUGUGUGUGUGUUUCUUGUCCUCAUUCUUGUUUAUUAUUUGACAGCUGUAAUGUUAUUAUUUUUGUCUCACAAUGUUCAAGUUCUGCUGCACUUAUAGUUUCAAAUAGAAUAUGUACAAGAAAACCUGAGCCAGACCUGUCUUAAAUCCCUCUGUGAUAUUUCUGUGAUAUAUUGUAUUGUUCAAGACAAUAAAUUGUUUUGAUAAAUUA
Molecule: messenger RNA, 7768 nt
Organism: Syngnathus typhle (broad-nosed pipefish)
Lineage: Eukaryota; Metazoa; Chordata; Actinopteri; Syngnathiformes; Syngnathidae
Gene: kdm6bb
Product: lysine (K)-specific demethylase 6B, b
Exons: 22
Coding region: 484-5271 (1595 amino acids)
Biological process (GO): heart development; regulation of gene expression
Cellular component (GO): MLL3/4 complex
Molecular function (GO): RNA polymerase II cis-regulatory region sequence-specific DNA binding; chromatin DNA binding; histone H3K27me2/H3K27me3 demethylase activity
Source: RefSeq, a predicted model, not a curated record